UGAUCAUAUUAUAUGAUAUGAUCUUAAUAUUAAUCGAUCAUUUCAAAUUCACUGUAGUCAAAAAUUAUUUAAUGAAUCCGCCAAUCAAGUUGAGAAUUAUCAGCAUGUAUAACCAUUUUAAAAUUCUUGUCUAUGAUUGGUCAAUUUGCUCAAGUUUUACUGUUUAUAUUUUUCUAUGCGUUACUAGCUUUAACAUCUUUCUUAUGUAUUUUCCUUUCUUUCUAGAUUUAUACAUAUUGUAGUUCGAUGACAAAAGAAACAAUGAAAAUGGCUUGCAAACCGUAGUUUUUAGGGGUUAAUUUCAACUUUUCUUUUAUUUUUGAGAGGUUAGAUUCGAUUUCGAGAGCAGACGAUGGGCUGAUUCAAGCGCUUUACGUAAUGUGUACAGAACACGUGUUUUCACACCGGCUUACAUCAUUCGCGUUGAUCGCUUCAUGAUGAAUGGUGCGGAUCUCGAGAAGCACGCGGAACACACACUCAAAUUAUUUAACAUUCGAUAGUAAUCACCAAUGCCGAUCGUCAUGUGAUCGUGUGAAUAUUUUCUAUACUGAAAGAUUUGGUGCGCGACACGAGGUAGUCUUUUGAUCAGGACCACUUUUCCGCUUAUCAGCUCGAUGACGUUUCUCGAGGUCCUUCUGUUAAUUGGGUCCAACGUCAAAGCGGAACACAGCGCGGUACGAAGAUGUUUCAUAAACAAGAAGAAUCCGUGUCGAACCUCUCCAAACGAAGCAUCCUGUUCACAUCAUUUAUCUCAGGUGCUCUUGCAGGGAUUGUUUGUGACGUGACACUUUUCCCAUUGGACACACUUAAAACACGCUUGCAGAGCCAACAUGGGUUUUUUAAAUCCGGCGGUUUUAAACAACUGUACAAGGGCGUAGGUCCAGUGGUAUUAGGUUCAGCUCCAUCAGCUGCUAUAUUUUUUAUCACAUAUGAAGGAAUAAAACAGUAUUCGCAACCAUAUAUACCAGAUCAGUAUCACUCCAUUAUACACAUGGUCGCAGCAUCAUCUUCUGAAGUAACUGCCUGUUUGGUUCGGGUACCAGUUGAGGUAAUCAAACAGAGGAAACAGGCCCUCUUAUCCGAUACACAUCAAUUGAGAUUAAGAACAUUGUAUCGCGGUUAUGGUAGUACUGUUCUUCGAGAUUUACCGUUCGGCGUUAUUCAAAUGCCAUUAUGGGAAUAUUUCAAACUUUAUUGGACCCGACAAAUACAACGAGAAUGCACGCCCUUGGAAGGUGCUACUUGUGGAUCUGCAUCUGUCGGUAUAUCAGCUGCCAUAACAACACCAUUGGACGUUGCAAAGACUAGAAUUAUGUUAUCCAGCACAUCAGCAGAAAAAGAAGAAGUUAAAAUAUCAACAAUGUUGAGAGAGGUUUAUAGAGACCAUGGUAUUAAAGGAUUGUUCGCUGGUUUUCUUCCGAGAGUAACUGGCUUUACUAUAGGCGGAUUCAUAUUCUUUGGCGUUUAUGAACAAGCCAGAGAAUUUUGUAUAUCAUACUUUUCACAAUAGUCAUUAAUAGAGCAACAAAUUGUAAAAAAUUAAUUUAAAUUAUUUGAUAUAUUAACUCUCUUAUUUAACAAAGUCCUGCUGUGAUCAGUUCAAACAAAUAAUUAUAAAUUAAUAAAAUUGGUUAAAA
Pogonomyrmex barbatus (red harvester ant) is the source of this 1637-nucleotide messenger RNA. RefSeq names its product mitochondrial S-adenosylmethionine carrier protein. The record is from RefSeq and is a predicted model, not a curated record. Lineage: Eukaryota; Metazoa; Arthropoda; Insecta; Hymenoptera; Formicidae.